GUGCUGAUGAUCCACGGCUAUCGGCAGAAUGCUUCCUCCUGCCGGGAGAAAUCUGGUGCCUUUCGCAAGCUGACAAAGAGGCACAUUGACCCCGUGUUCAUAUCGGCGCCGCUGGUGGUGCCAUCAAAACCAGAUGAAGCCAACUCUGCAGCGGACGAGCGCGGCUGGUGGUUCUCGGGCGCGGACGACUCGUUCAGCGCCGGCCAGCAGUCGGAGCUGUGCCGCGGCUUCGAGGCGAGCCUGGCGACAGUGCGGGCCGCCGCGCUCGAGCACGCGCCCAUCGACGGCGUGCUGGGCUUCAGCCAGGGCGCGGCACUCGUCGGCCUGCUCUGCGCCCUCCAGCAGCGCGGAGAACUGGACUGGAGCUUCCGUUUCGCCAUCCUGGUGGCCGGGUUCCGGUCCCGGUCAGCGCCGCACGCCAAGCUCUACGAGGAGAGCAUAACGCUGCCCACGCUUCAUGUGUUCGGGGACACGGACCGGGUGAUCUCCAAAGAAAUGAGUGAAGACUUGCUGAAAUGCUACACAGAUGUCGCCGUUUUGAAUCACAGCGGCGGACAUCACAUCCCUGCUACGUCGAAGGACAAGGGCGUCUACCUCGAAUUCCUUGACCGAAUGCGGCUACAGUGUUAACUCGCACUUGCAGUAGGAUGUGUUUGGUAGCCAAUUGCAGGUGUCAGAGUUUGGACACGCAUGCCGUGUGAUGGAAACUGCUUUGUGUCUCAUAGCCUGUGUCGCGGGGUCCGUACGCCUGAUCGCAAAUCACGCUUACGUCCCAUGGACGUAUAUUUUGUUUGGUUUUGUCGCGUGUGUGCGUGCGUUGAACCAACUUUAUGUGUCUGGUCUGUGGAACUGCAUUCCAGUGCGGGUUUUCCUCACCGUUACUAGUCAUGCAGUGCGUGUUUAGUCUCCAAAUGCGCAAUUCAGAUGUGCCUUGGUCACGGAGGCAAACAUGGCGCAAGUUAUACGGGCAAAGUAACGCAUGAACUAUGUAACAAUAAAAUGCUGAUUUUUCGUCGUCUCCAUUUGGGGCUCAAAAGUCACUGAAAGGCAUGUAAACUUGUUUUGCAGAACCGACGCGUCAGAGUCGAAAACGAAACCUAAUAAACAAUGUUCAACCUA
Pollicipes pollicipes is the source of this 1119-nucleotide messenger RNA. RefSeq names its product esterase OVCA2. NCBI's taxonomy places the organism in Eukaryota, Metazoa, Arthropoda, Thecostraca, Pollicipedomorpha, Pollicipedidae. The record is from RefSeq and is a predicted model, not a curated record. The transcript has 4 exons. Gene Ontology annotation, cellular component: nucleus; cytoplasm. Gene Ontology annotation, biological process: response to retinoic acid. Gene Ontology annotation, molecular function: hydrolase activity. The coding region runs from base 7 to 630 and encodes 207 amino acids.